Molecule: messenger RNA, 432 nt
Organism: Pyricularia oryzae 70-15
Lineage: Eukaryota; Fungi; Ascomycota; Sordariomycetes; Magnaporthales; Pyriculariaceae
Exons: 1
Coding region: 1-432 (143 amino acids)
Source: RefSeq, a predicted model, not a curated record
AUGGGUUGCUGUUGCAGCAAGACUUCCAAGGCGCCCCGGCCCCAGCCUGGCCCACAAAGUUACCAUGCUCCGGCUUCGUGGCGCCCAGAACACGAAAAAAAGCCGACCAACAAGGGCCCCGCCCCGGGCACCAGAGUCGCCCCCUUGCCCCGCCCCCCCGGAGAUGUGCGGUACAAGUACACCGCCGACGGGACUCCAUGGCCUCAAGCCAUGGAGGCGUAUCGGAUUGGUGUGCGUUCCGGGGGCCGCCCCGACACGGAGUCGUCGCUGUCCCCUCGACAGCUUCCGUCGCCGCAGCCUCCGAGCAGCGGCUCCCCCACCACGCCGUCGUCGACAGGGACGGUUGUCCGGAAGAAGAAUUCGGAGGCGCCUUUGAGGGCCGAGGGCAAAAAGAGGGACCCAAGGCAGAAUAGGAGUGACCCCUAUCACUGA